Messenger RNA from Monoraphidium neglectum, 1707 nucleotides. RefSeq lists its product as hypothetical. The record is from RefSeq and is a predicted model, not a curated record. NCBI's taxonomy places the organism in Eukaryota, Viridiplantae, Chlorophyta, Chlorophyceae, Sphaeropleales, Selenastraceae. Bases 1 to 1707 code for a protein of 568 amino acids. The transcript has 3 exons.
AUGCCGUCUGAACGUGGUCUGGCCCUCCAAGCGGAGCUGCAGCAGCUCAAGGCCGCCCACGGGCACCUGCGUGUCCGCAAGGCCCCAGCCGGCACCCCCGACGCGCCCUUCCCAAUCACCGUCGACGCCGUGGUCCCCGCGCCCCGUGGCACGCGCAUCGACGUAGAACAGCUCGCCCUCCGCCUGACGCUCGGCCCAGACGUGCUCCGCGCGCCGCCGCCGGCCGCGGCGGUUGCUGUCGCGGCGCGGGGGGAGCCGCCGCUGCCAGAGGCCCUCGCAGAGGAGAUCAAGCGGCGCCUGCACGCGACAUGGGCGGCCGCGGCGGGCGCGGUACCAGGCAGCGCCGGCGGCCAGCAGCAGCAGCAGCGGCAGCAGGAAGCUGCACCCAGGGGGUUUGGCCUGUCCGCCGUGCUGGAGGCCGCCAGCCGGCAGUACUCGCAACUGGUGGGGGCCCUACCCCAGUUCUUGGAGGCCUAUGAGGGCGUCGACGCGGCGGGGGCCACGCAGCAGCAGCAGCAGCAGCAGCAGCAGCAGCAGCAGCAGCAGCAGCAGCAGCAGCAGCAGCAGCAGCAGGAGGAGCAGGGCCUGCAGGGGCGCCAUGCCUUCAGCCUCAUGUUGCGACCAACAGACCCCGCCUGGGGCGCGCAGCGCGGGGCGAUACACGUCAAGGGGGAGUGGGGGCCGCCCGGCGCUGCGCCCUCGCACCCUCCGCUGCAUCAAGCCCCCGCCGAAAGCUUGCCCGGCGGCGCUGCGGCCGGGAGUGCAGCCGGCCGCGCGGGCGCAUGGCGGCUGUGGAUCGAGCCGACCGUCAGCGUGCCCGCUGCCCUCGCGGCGCGCCUGGAGGCGGGCCUGUGGCGCGAAGCGGCGGCCGCGGCGGCAAAUGGCGGCGGCGGCGGUGCGCCGCUGAGGGUGGCGCUCAGGUGGCUCGAGGGCUACGCAGGCAGUGCCGCCGCCGAGGCGGCGGCGGCGGCCGCGGCCCCGGCGGCUGCAGGAGGCGCGCGGCUGCACGGCGGCGGCGGCAGCGGGGUCGACGAGGCGGCGUGGGAGGUUUUGGGGGACGAGGCACGCGGCCGCUCCGAGGCGGCGGGGACGAGCUCGUUUGAGGGCAGCAGCGGGAGCUACGAAGGGUCCUCGUCCGGCGAAGAGGGCAGCGGCGGCAGCGGGGAUGAAGGCAGCGGCAGAAGCGGCAGCGGCCGGGAAGACGGCGCGCCCGGAACGGAGGGCGGUCGCGGCGCCGAGGCUGGCGGCACCGGCGCCACCAGGGCCGUGUCGCCGGCGGCGGCGGCGGCAGCGGCGGCGCAGCACGCCGGCGGCCGCGCGUGGGGUGUCGCCCUCGAGGGCCUGCAGCUGGAUCAGAUAGACGCUUUGGAGAUAUUAGACGCCCACCUGCAAAUAUCCUGCGGUCGCUGCGGCGCGCCCGCGACGGCGUCGAUGUCCCCCGCCGGCACGCCCGGGGCGCCGCGCGCGUGGGAGUGGCGCGGCGCGUGCGGCAAGUGCGCGGCGCCCGCGCGGGCGCUGCUGCGGCCGAGGGUCGUGCACGAGUCAAAUAAUGAGGUGGCGGCGCUUAAGGCGGAGGGCUGCACGCCGCUCGACCUGCUGCCCAGCUUAUUUGGCGCGCAGGUGUGCAUCUGGACCUGCGGCUGGGGCAGCCUCAGGGCUGCAUUGGGCUAUGUAGGGCCACCGCUUCCGCACGUGUGCUCGCGCUAA